AUGACCCCGGGGUCAGGCCGGGCCCGGGACCCGCGGGGAGGGGAGCGAGGCCGGCCCACCACCCUCGCCCCGCGCGUCCGCCCGCCAGAGGCCCAAGGCCGGCUGUUACCUGCUGCCGCCGCUGCUCCGUGCGGGACCGGGGACGUUCGAGGCCAGCCGCGCCUCCCGGGCGCACCCUCUUACCGCGUCGGAAUCCGGGGAGGUGCGGUCGGCGCAGGGACCCGGGGCGCGCGGGGAACUGCGGACGGCGGAUUGGCGAACAAUGCGGCCCGCGCAGAACCGCGCUGCGCAAGUGGGGCCGGACGGCGCGCGCGUGGCCGAGUGUGUUAUGUGUGCGCCUGUCAGUCAACGCUGACAGACCGCAGCCCAUUGGUCAGACCCCGCCCGCGUCACCGCCCACUGCCACUGCCCAUUGGGCGGUUUGAACACAAAGGCUCCGGCUCGCCCCGCCCGCCGCGUGGGCCAAACGGGCGGGGCAAGGCCAGACAAGAAUCGCGCGUGGGAGGCGCGGGUGAGUGGGCAACCCCUGGGCGCUGGAGGACUCGGAUGGAGCCGGCAAGCGGGGGCUCGACCUGGCCUGACUUCGCACUUGACUCCCGGUCUGGUUGCUCAAAACACUUGAGCCCUGUCCUGGUACUGCCUCAUGCGCCUCACCCCACCCGCGGCCUUCUGGGGCCCAGCUCUCGGCAAGAUGACUCGACAGGGCCGGGGUGCCAGGACCUUAAAGAUCAGGAAACAGGUUCAUAGAGUUUUUAAGUGAUUUGCUUAGUCACACAGCUUGAACGAGGCAAAACUGAGAUUAGAAGCUUCUCUCCAUAUCCAAGCCCCCCCUUUUUUUUUCCAUUUUGGGAUUGAUUUUGGGAUUCCAGACUUGGCAGGAAGCUCUGCCACUUCUCAGUCUGCCCUCAGAGGCCCCCAAAUUUCAUGGCAGAAGCUUUUCUUCAUUUGAAGGAGGAUGCUUGCCCCAGUUGGUGCUGAGAAGGCAAGGCCGGUUACCUAUUCCUCUGCUUUACUCAAAUCUGAGUGUGGAAAGAGUACUUGAUAGAUAUGGAAUGAAUAACAUGCUGCCUGACUUCAAGGGUCCUGUGCCCUGGCUCCCCACUGGCCAACUCUACAGAUGCAGAAAGUGCCCAGCUUGGGAGGAGUCACUUCCUGGCAAGCUCUUCUAAGGGAAGAUGAAACUGUUGUUACUUCACUUUUAAAGUGCCAAGAGGAGGAGACUAGAAAUAAUGAAAUCAGGACAGGAAGACGCUGGGGGUAGGGGAUUGAGGAAAUGUGAAGCCCUUGUGCUAAGUCGACUCCAUACAAAGAUGACCCCCUGAUCCCUGGGUCUCCACUGCCCCACCCGGAAAAGAGGGGCCUCACCUGCAGUUACGAUCUACUGAAGACAACAGUGCUUGCCUCUGGGGUUAGGCUUCGAGCUCCCUGAAGACAAGCUGGCUCAUGUCUGAGUAUCUGCUGAACGUGGGAUGAGUGAAGUGAGAAUUGAAAUCAGAUUGAGAGUCAGCCUCCGGGUAGGGGAGGGGCCUUCUCUUGACACCUUCUCCACCCCAAGGAGCUUAAUGCCUCAGUUCUGUCCUAGCCAAGUCCAGUGGAGUCUCCGCAUCCCGCCACCUCCGUUGCAGAGCCUGCUUCACUCCCUUCCAAGGAUCCCGGCAGAAGGACCCCCUCCCCAGGAUGUGCUGGUUCGCAAAGCAAGAGGCCAUGUGCCUCCCGCUGGUCUCAGGCAUGGGCCACGGCCACAGGCUGGCUAGAGGCAGCCCUCUGCUGAAUUGUUGCCUCUGUGGGCCUGUAGUAGGUACCUAAUGGGCCCCAGAGAUAUUAGGUCCUAAUUCUCGGAACCUGUGAAUGUUCCCGUACACGGAACGUCUUUGCAGAUGCGAUUAAAGGAAGGAUUUUGAGAUGGGGAGAUUAUCCUGGAUUAUCAGAGUGGGCUCUAAAUGUAAUCACCAGUGUCCUUUUAAGAGAGAGGCAGAGGAGAAGAGGAGGGGGCAAUGUGGCCACAGAAACAGAAAUUGGAGUGUGCGGCCACGAGACAAGGAAUGCUGGCGGCCACUGGAAGCUGGGAGAAGCCAGGGACGGAGUGUCUGCUAGAGUCUCCAGAGGGAGCAAGGCCCUGCCAACACCUUGACUUUCGUCCAGUGAUUUUGGUUUUGCACUUCUGGUCUUCUCAACUAUGAGAGAAGAAAUCUCUGUUGUUUUAAGUCACCAAA
This is a messenger RNA of Orcinus orca (killer whale), 2213 nucleotides long. Its product is annotated as ankyrin repeat domain-containing protein SOWAHB-like. The transcript has 2 exons. Bases 1 to 747 code for a protein of 248 amino acids. The record is from RefSeq and is a predicted model, not a curated record. Lineage: Eukaryota; Metazoa; Chordata; Mammalia; Artiodactyla; Delphinidae.